UGGCCACUCCACACAAUGCAACCCUCUCUCGAAUAAGCUACCUUGCUAGUUUCCAUCAUCGUAUCUGUUAGUAUUUCCAAAUAUACACAUUUUCUAUUUUAUUCAUAGAAAUCUUUUACUUGAGAAGCAUUACAUGGCGCUGACGAUGAUGGCGGCGAUCGGCAUCGGCAUGAAGCAAGAGAAGAAGAUGCCGGCGACGCCGGCGCCGGAGAACGAGCUGAAGAAGCGGAACGCGGAGCUCGAGAAGGAGCUCAGAGAGAGCAAGGAGAGGGAGGAGCAGAUGAAGCGCGAACUCCAGAGCGCGUGGGAGAGGCUGCGCGUGGCCGAGGAGGCUGAGGAGAGGCUCUGCUCCCAGCUCGGAGAGCUAGAAGCAGAGGCCGUUUACCACGCGCGUGACUACCACGCGCGCAUCGUCUCCCUCAUGGACCAGCUCUCACGCGCCCAGAGCCUCCUCCUCAAGACCGGUGCCUCCUCCAUUUCGCUUCCUUCCUCCUCCUAAAUCAUAAUCACACACACACACAUAUAUAUACAAAGAUUGUAAUAAAUUUUUUUCAUUUUCUGGUCAGAGUCAUUGUGAUUAUUAGAUGUAUAUGAUGAUGAUCAUGAUCAAGAUGAUCCAUAUCGCCGUGGAUCGAAUGUGUUGUAAAAUUUUGGUGGAUGAUUGAGAAUAGUUUGAUUGGUUUAGAGAUUCGAGACCUAAUUAAGUAACGUUCUUCACGAGUUU
Messenger RNA from Glycine soja, 724 nucleotides. RefSeq names its product protein RESPONSE TO LOW SULFUR 3-like. The record is from RefSeq and is a predicted model, not a curated record. Gene Ontology annotation, biological process: cellular oxidant detoxification. The transcript has a single exon. The coding region runs from base 134 to 499 and encodes 121 amino acids. Lineage: Eukaryota; Viridiplantae; Streptophyta; Magnoliopsida; Fabales; Fabaceae.